CUUUUCCUCAGGCCCAAGUAAUUUUCGCCGCUGUUUUUAGGGAAUUUGUUCCAUAUAUAAAUCCGCUCGUCCAUGCCACUCUCACUUCCAAAUCACUCUCAACCAUUGAUCUAAUCACAAGAAUCUCUUUCUCUGUCGUUCUCGAAUUGUCUUUUUUGUUUUUUUUCAUCUCACAAUGGAAACCAAAGUUGGCUCGCUGGACUCUUGCACGCCCGCCACGUGUUCCGACUUGGCCAGCCUCCCCUCCAACGGCGCCGUCGCCACCGUCCACCCCUCCCCGGUGUCCUUCAACUCCGCCGAGGCCACUCUCGGCCGCCACCUCGCCCGCCGCCUCGUCCAGAUCGGCGUUGGCGACGUCUUCGCCGUACCCGGGGACUUCAACCUGACGCUGCUUGACCACCUCAUAGCUGAGCCGGGGCUCAACCUCGUCGGCUGCUGCAACGAGCUGAACGCCGGCUACGCCGCCGACGGCUACGCCAGGGCGCGAGGCGUCGGCGCGUGCGCUGUGACGUUCACCGUCGGCGGGCUGAGCGUUCUCAACGCCAUUGCCGGCGCGUACAGCGAGAACCUUCCCGUCAUCUGCAUCGUCGGCGGCCCGAACUCCAACGACUACGGCACCAACAGGAUCUUGCAUCACACGAUCGGGCUGCCGGAUUUCAGCCAGGAGCUUCGUUGUUUUCAGACCGUCACUUGUUAUCAGUCGGUGGUGAAUAAUCUGGAGGAUGCUCAUGAGCUGAUUGACACGGCGAUUUCGACGGCGUUAAAGGAGAGCAAGCCGGUGUACAUUAGCGUGAGCUGUAACUUGCCUGCCAUCCCUCACCCAACGUUUAGCCGCGAGCCUGUCCCAUUUUCACUCUCCCCAAAACUGACCAACCAAAUGGGCCUGGAGGCCGCAGUCGAGGCUGCCGUCCAAUUCCUCAACAAGGCCGUGAAGCCCGUCCUCGUCGGGGGGCCGAAACUCCGCGUGGCACGGGCCUGCAACGCCUUUGUCCAGCUGGCAGAUGCUUGCUGUUACCCACUAGCAGUCAUGCCCUCGGCAAAAGGCCUUGUCCCCGAGCACCACCCGCGCUUCAUCGGCACUUACUGGGGUGCCGUGAGCACUGCCUUUUGUGCCGAAAUAGUCGAGUCUGCCGAUGCGUACCUUUUCGCGGGCCCCAUUUUCAACGACUACAGCUCGGUGGGGUACUCUUUGCUCCUCAAGAAGGAAAAGGCCAUCAUCGUGCAGCCCGAUCGUGUGGUUAUUGGUAACGGGCCAGCCUUUGGGUGCGUGCUCAUGAAGGAUUUCUUAACGGGCCUUGCGAAAAGGCUGAGCCCAAACCCGACUGCUCACGAGAAUUACCAGAGGAUUUAUGUUCCGGAAGGUCGGCCUGUGAAGGCCGCGCCUAAAGAGGCUUUGAGGGUGAAUGUGCUGUUUCAGCACAUUCAGGAGAUGCUUUCGGGGGAGACAGCUGUCAUUGCCGAGACGGGGGAUUCGUGGUUUAAUUGCCAGAAGCUCAAACUGCCAGCUGGCUGUGGGUAUGAGUUUCAGAUGCAAUACGGGUCGAUAGGAUGGUCGGUUGGUGCGACUUUGGGCUAUGCUCAGGCAGUGCCCGAGAAGCGGGUUAUUGCUUGCAUUGGGGAUGGUAGCUUUCAGGUUACGGCCCAAGAUGUAUCGACUAUGCUUAGAUGUGGCCAGAAUACAAUCAUCUUCCUGAUUAACAAUGGUGGCUACACAAUCGAAGUUGAGAUUCAUGACGGGCCUUAUAAUGUGAUCAAGAACUGGAACUACACUGCAUUGGUCGAUGCUAUCGAUAAUGGUGAAGGCAAAUGCUGGACAACCAAGGUUUGGUGUGAAGAGGAGCUCAUUGAGGCUAUUGAAACUGCUACUGGAGACAAAAAGGACUGUCUGUGCUUCAUUGAGGUGAUUGUUCACAAGGAUGAUACGAGUAAAGAGCUUCUCGAGUGGGGUUCGAGAGUUUCUGCAGCUAAUAGCCGCCCGCCUAAUCCUCAGUAGACAGUAGACUUUCUCUUAAGCUGCAAAAAGUGUACUCAGAAUUUUCUUUACUCGCGCGUAUUUUCUGCGUUUAUUUUGCGUUUUCUGACUAUCAAUGGGAGUUUAUUAAACGUCUUUGAUAUUUUGUUCAAAGUUUCGUUCAUUGAACUUCUUACAUUUGGGAAUGCAUGGACUGGAUCUUCAUGGACUAUGAAUAUGCAAUGAUAAAUAUGAAUAUUUAUGUAAUAUUAAAAUUGGUAAACGAAAAGAGUCGGUAAAUUUGAAGUUUACCUUGCUUCGGCUCAUUUGGCUCGAAAUUGGAGUUCUUUUUUUCUUCAUAAUGUCAUGAACUUUUGAUAUAUUUUGGCUCGUUAAGGAGUUGAAGCUUGUUUAUCAGCUCGUUAACUCAAUAAAUACUCAAG
Messenger RNA from Striga asiatica, 2394 nucleotides. The record is from the annotation of a GenBank genome assembly. NCBI's taxonomy places the organism in Eukaryota, Viridiplantae, Streptophyta, Magnoliopsida, Lamiales, Orobanchaceae.